Messenger RNA from Theileria orientalis strain Shintoku, 393 nucleotides. RefSeq lists its product as hypothetical. Lineage: Eukaryota; Apicomplexa; Aconoidasida; Piroplasmida; Theileriidae. Bases 1 to 393 code for a protein of 130 amino acids. The transcript has a single exon. The record is from RefSeq and is a predicted model, not a curated record.
AUGAGAACUCAACUUUUGCGAAAUACAAAGAAGGUUUUGUCUGAUUCUCUUCCAGCGAGGGCCGUAAAGGCAGACCUGGCUACGCAUGAUACAGGUUCACUAUAUGAAAAGCUGCGCCCGUUCGCGACGCCAGUGAACGUCCAGGGCAUAUGGAGAGCCCCGAGGGCACAGGGCUUCACCAAGGAGCAGUUUGACAGGGCGUACCCGCCCUCCUACAGGAGCAUGAGGAUAGGGCUGCCGCCGCCUGAAACUCUCGCAGCCAAACACGUGGACCCGAAGUUCGACGAAAUAUCGCCCCUGGUGUGGACGCUGAUCAUAUUCACGCCGCUCACAUACUGGUACGCCUACGAGUACUACAGCGAGCUGUUCCCGCCGAAGGAAAUAUCACACUAA